Molecule: messenger RNA, 3351 nt
Organism: Cinara cedri
Lineage: Eukaryota; Metazoa; Arthropoda; Insecta; Hemiptera; Aphididae
Source: the annotation of a GenBank genome assembly
AAAGCGUCGGCUGCAGGCCUCAGCUGCCGCAGGCCCGUAGCUGCGGCGGCUGCCAGCUGCUGCAACACCGUCGUCAUUGGAGGUGUGUUUUGUGUUUAUUAUUAUAUGAAUCAUUUUACAGCAUUAUCAUGGCGGUUCUCGACCGGGUGUCGCGCGUUUUAUUUUUACACUCAAAGACGCGCCUGGGCACAGUGCUAUAAUUAUCUGCGUGGUCCACCGGCGCACGUUAGCUACAGUCGGCAGUGUGCAGCCGGCAACGUCUCUCGACCGAAAAAGAAAACGUACUAAAUAGGUACACCGCCGUCUUCUCGAUUCGCACCGACGCCAAAAGCAGCAACAGGAAAAAUGGACGCCGAAUCAUUUUUGGAAUUUGCCAGCCAUGUGACCAAAUUGAAGAUGUACCCGUACUUUGAUGUGGCCCACAGUGUACUCUGCGCACUUCACGUGCGAGACGACCUCGGUCCAGGUAAAUGUACUUGUAUAGCAGAAAGCAGUAGGCCCGUUGCGACACCCGUCGCGCGGCCAGUUCACUUGUAAUGUUUUAUGUGGUGCUUUCGUAGGUGCACUGGCUUUUUCCCGUAAGCACCCUAUAUCCUGUUGGCUGUCCACAAUGUUGGUCGUCUUUGCGGGUGGUAUGCUGAGCGCUGCACUGCUCGGCGAACCUCCUCUAGCCCCGCUUAAAAAUACACAACAACUCGUGAUCGCUUCAGCUGUCUGGUAAUCAAUAUAUCUAAGUGUACAAUUGCUUCGUCUGUAUUAUAAUAGUCCGUUUGUAGGUAUUUAGUUUUUUAUACACCGUUUGAUAUCGGGUAUAACAUUGCCAAGUUCCUUCCUGUAAAAUUGGUGUUUUCUGUCAUGAAAGAAAUUUAUCGGUAUGUUGUUAUUCAAAGUUUAUUUCGUUAUUAUUGUUAAGCGCAUUGUGCACACGUUUAAUUCUGUACGUUUUCAGUUGCAAAAAGGUCCACGACGGUGUAUUGCACGCUGCCAAACUAUAUCCUAAUGCGUACAUCAUAAUGAUUAUAGUUGGAACCCUUAAAGGUAUUGAAUGAGUCAGAUUUAUAUUUUAAAGACACAUCUUUAAUCGUGAUUUUAAUUGAUUACCGUUAUUAAUGGCGAGUAAUAUUUAAUUUGUCAAUUUUAGGAAAUGGUGCUUCAUUUACAAAGAUAAUCGAGAGGCUGUUACGUGGAGUAUGGACACCCACAUCAAUUGAAACGUUACAACCUAGUUUGUAUGUGAAAAAUUUGUAAUAAUUUGAACAAUAAUUAUAUUAAAUUACACGUAUUCUUUGUAGCACUACUAAAGCGUGCAUUAUAGCAUCUGUGGUGUUCGUGCUUGAUAUUAAAAGUGAUUUGAUAUCUGCUCCACAUGCAUUUGUCUACGUUUUUGUCAUUGGAUUCUUCAUAUACUUCAAGGUUUGUACAAUAAUUUAAUGUAGACAGCCAACUAUCUAUGGUCAUUACAAAAGUAUAAUUUUUCUUGCUUUGUAAACUAUUGAAUAUUGAUGUAGGAAUAUAAUAAAUGUAAAAAAGAUUCUUUGAGUAAAUUGUUUAAUAAAUAAUUUGGUACUUUUGUCAUAAAAAAUAAAAAUCUCAAUUUGAAAAUUAAAGAAGAUCUGCCUAGAUCAGUAUUCCUCAACCUGGGGGCUCAACCCUUUAGAAAUUCGCCAAAAAUAUGAUUUCAUAUUGGGUCGCCGUGUAUAUAAUAUAUAUUUAAGGGUCGUUAAAAAAUUAUAUUUUCAUUUAGGGGUUUCGACAUUAGAAAGGUUGAAAAACACUAACUUAGAUAAUACAAUAUAUAUUGAACAAUUUUUCUGAAUAUAAUACUCUGUACUUAGAGUCACUGGGGUAAUUAGAAAAAAAAUUUGUUAGUUCUAUAAAUUAUUAGUAGCUGUACAUAUAAUUUAAGUUUUUUUUGUAUGUGCAUUUUUUUCAUUAUCAUCUUAAUUUAAUACUUAUAUUAAUUAUAAAUAUUCAAUUUAAACUUUAAUACUAUUUACUUUACAUGAAAAAUACUAUUUUCAUUUGCUCGUCAUGAUAAUUAUAAUGUCAACUAUUGGAAAUAAUGAAAACAUUAUGUUUUUACUUGAGGUAAACGAUAAUAUAUUGUGAAGACCAAAAAUGGUAACGGUGUUUUCAAAUAUCAAUCUUUUGAAUGUGACUUCAAUAUAUCGGUUCGUUAUCAAAACAUGUAUUGAAUGUUAAUUUAACAUUAAUAUUUUCAAAUGAAAUUAUUUGUUGUCUUCACAUUGAAUAUUUUAUAUAUUUAAAAAAAAAAAUUGUUUUAGAAGUUAGUACUCAAAUAUUAACAAUAAAAUAUAAAUCAGAUUUAUGUAUCUAUAAUAUAAAAUAUAUAAUAAAGAAAAAUUUAGGUUAGAGUAUAUGUUAUGUGUAUUUACAAACUGUUUUGAUUUAAACAAUUACCAUCAGGUAAUAGUUCUCCUAUGGCAAACAAGUAUAUUUAUUAAUUUGUUACAAACAUUUUUUUUAUACUUUUAAUUAAUUUUGUGUCUACUAGAGGAAAAAUAAUAAAUAAUAAUUAAGGAAUAAUAAUAUAUUUCCCCAUGGUUGUACUUUUAUCUAAGGUAGAUUUUUUAAAUCAAAACCAGUUAUAAAUAUACACAACCUAAUCCAAGCUAAGUUUAUUCUUCAUAUUUUUUUAAUUUUUAUUUUCUCAUUUAUGUUUACUUUUAAUAAUAACUAAAUUAUUAUUUUUUAGGUGUUUUCUUCAAUGAUUUUAGGGAUACAUGAGCCAAUGUUACCAUUUGAAAACUUAAUAUGUGCAUUGUUCUUUGGAGGAAUAUUUGAUUAUACUACAAAAGCAUUCAAAAAUACCAAAGACGAUAAAGCAGAUACAAAAAAGAAAGAUUAACCACAAUUGUUGGGUUUUGCCAAAACGCUAUAUUGGUCAAUUUUAUAAAUGUUCAUUAGAUUUGUAUGGGUUAAUAUUCUGAAUAUGGAUGAAAUUCAUAAUGUGAUUAAUUGUUUUAAUUUCUAGUGUAUACAUUUUUUUUCAUUUUGUUCUAAUACUAUGUUCUCUUUAAUUAAGUAUUUAUUUGAUCAGUUUUAAAAGAUGUACCUAUUAUUUUUGUUGCUAAAUUUAAUAUUUAUGAAUUGUUGAUAUUAUCAAAAUGUUUAAGGUAUAAAACUAUUUUUUCUAAUUAUUGUGACAAUAAAAAUAUGAAUGCUAUUUAAUUUAAAAGUUAUAUUUUUAAUUUCCCAAUAUUAAUUUUUUCGACAUGGGAAAACUCAUGGUUAUUAUUUUCAAAUUAUGAUUAAAAUUAAGACAGUUAUGUAAUAAAAUAAACAAAUAUAACUAAAAGAAUAAACUAAAUACAAAAAAGUAAAUAUGGG